AUGGCAUGGACCGCGUCUACAAAUCCCGAGCAGGAGUACCACGAGUCGGUCCAUUCCGUUGAGGAAAAAGCAUUGCAACUUGCCGAUCUCAUUAAACAAAGUAAGCACUUCAUUGUAUUCACCGGGGCCGGAAUUUCGACAUCUGCAGGAAUUCCUGACUUCCGCGGCCCUGAUGGCACAUGGACACUCCAGGCGCAGGGGCGAGAUAGAACUGGCCCGACGACUGAUACCCUUCAGGCGAUCCCUACCUUGACACACAUGGCGCUUGUCGAGCUACAGAACCGCGGGCUGUUGAAACACGUAAUCAGCCAGAAUUGCGAUGGUUUGCACCGACGGAGUGGGAUCUUGCCGGAGAAUAUAUCAGAGCUACACGGAAAUAGUAAUCGAGAGUAUUGCAAAGACUGCGGAAAAGACUACAUUCGAGAUUUUCAUGCCACAGCCACCUACCAGAUAAGCGUACACGACCAUCGAACAGGUCGCAAUUGUCCACGAUGUGGUGGAGAUCUCCACGAUAGCAUCAUAAAUUUUGGAGAAGCACUACCAGAUGAUGUCUUGGACAUCGCGUUCGAGCACGGCCAGAAAACGGACCUAUGUAUUGUCCUCGGUUCAUCGCUGAAGGUCUCACCUGCCAACGAAAUUCCUGAACAGAUUGGCUGUCGCCAAUAUUCACUUCGUUGGCCAGCUACCUUGGCGAUCUGCAAUUUGCAGCCAACACCACACGAUGAUCUUUCCACUAUCCGCAUUUUUGCAAAGACUGACGACUUGAUGGGCAAGGUGAUGGAGUAUCUUCAAAUUCCCAUCCCACCCUUCAUUCUUCGCCGACGUGUGGCUGUCAAGAUAGAGAAUGACUCUCACAUUACCACUCUGAUUAAUGUCAUGGGGGUAGACACCGAUGGAACGCCGGCAUCCUUUCUUCGCACGGUCAAACUACUAAAUUACAAUUAUUGCAUGGUUACGGAACCGUUCAUAGCGUCUAUCGGUGGCCCUUUGCAAGUGGACACUAUGUUCAAUAUUGAGCUUGAAUUCAUGGGCCACUAUUGCGAGCCAAAGCUUAUCAUACCGCACAAAUUCAAAUGGCCGGAAGGUGCUAGAGAGUGCACCUAUCUGCUGGAAUACGAUCCAAGCACAAGACAAUGGGAAGUGGCUCCGGAGACGGCGAUGCAAACCACACAUGUGUAG
Molecule: messenger RNA, 1179 nt
Organism: Clonostachys rhizophaga
Lineage: Eukaryota; Fungi; Ascomycota; Sordariomycetes; Hypocreales; Bionectriaceae
Source: the annotation of a GenBank genome assembly